CGAUGAAGCUUCUCCACAAACAAGUCCAGGAAACACCGCCCAUCGUCGUCAUCUGGUUUUCAAGUGGACUAUAUUCAAAUCCAACAAGUGAAUGGUUUGAACCCGUUGGCGACGAAGUGUUUUCCUUCUUUUUUCCGACUGAUUCACGAUCCGGUUGAGGCCCGAAAUGUAUAAAAGACGCCGACCCGUUCGUGGUUUCCCCAGUCAUUCGACACACCACCCAACAAGAUGUAUUAUCUCAGGUAUUUUCUGAGUUUGGCCGUCGUGCUCCAGCUUGCAAUCACGGCUCCUACACCAACAAAUUUCCUGCAGCCCUUCGAGACUUAUUUCAGCAGCCUCCCUCCGGUACAGCGGAGUAUUACCAGCGAAAAUUUACGCUCGGCCACUGGCAAUUCCGAUGUCAAUAAAGUUCGCAGCAUCCAAAAUCGCGGCGGCCCCUUCAACAAGAAUCGCAACUACUUUGAAGAUUUCAAAAUUCCCGACGACUUUGGAAAUAAUUUCCCUGAAUACUCGGAAACCCCUCAAAGUGGCAAGGGAAGUGGCGACUCUAAAACUUCCCAGGGUGAAAGGGUUCACCAGAAAAACGAAUAUUACAGCUACUCUUUUAGCACCCCCGUAGAAGACGUCUCCGGAGAUGAUGUUAUUGCGGUAGUUAAUGUCAAACACUCACCGAAAGUUUAUUUCUACCAGGUUGCCGAAGCCGGUCCCCGUCAUCUCAAAGUAAUGUAUUUCACUGGAUUCCCGACGAACAGACAGCGUGGAACGAGAGUUUCUGCAAAAACGAACUAAAUUAGCAUUUUCUUAUGUUAUUCUUGUUAUUAUACCCGAGUGAACCAAGAUGUUGACAUUCUUGGCAUUCUUCACUUAACUGUUCCUCAUACAUGUCCCUCCAAUCCAUUUUGUUGAAUACAUUUGUCUAUUCGUCGAUGAAAAGAUAAACAUU
Daphnia pulicaria is the source of this 943-nucleotide messenger RNA. RefSeq lists its product as uncharacterized. The record is from RefSeq and is a predicted model, not a curated record. NCBI's taxonomy places the organism in Eukaryota, Metazoa, Arthropoda, Branchiopoda, Diplostraca, Daphniidae. The coding region runs from base 229 to 789 and encodes 186 amino acids. The transcript is spliced from 4 exons.